AUGAAGCGUCUCCGCCACCCGUACGUGGUUCGUUGCGUUGAGUCUUUUGUUAUAUUAAAUACUUUUCUAGUUAUUGUGAUGGAGUACUGCGCUGGUGGGGACCUGACAUCUUUCUUAGAUAAGAGACGGGGGCCCCCCAAGCAGCUGGGGGGCCCCUCAGGGGGCCCCCCAUGUGGGGGCCCCUCCGGUGCUGCCCCUAGCAGCGCCGCGGGGAGAGAAGAGACAGCUGCUGCUGCUGGUGCAACAGCAGUAGCAGCUGCACCAGCAGGAAGAGGAGAAGCAGCAUCAUCAUCACCAGCAGCAGCAGCAGCAGCAGCAGCAGCAGAAUGUGGAGAGUUGCUAGAAGAGCAGCAAAUACUGGAAUGGCUGCUGCAGCUGCUGUGGGGCCUUGAGUACGUGCACUCGCAGCGUGUGUUGCACCGCGACCUGAAGCCGAGCAACAUCCUUCUAUCUCCAGUCUUACCCAGCAGCACCAUCAGCAGCACCAUCAGCAGCAGCAGCAGCAGCAGGAGCAGCAGCAGCAGCAGCAGGAGUGUGAGUCUAAAGAUAGGGGAUUUCGGUAUAAGUAAGGUGAUGACAGCAACACUGGGUGUGGCUACAACAGCUGUCGGUACACCCCAAUAUAUGUCUCCAGAGAUGUUAGAGUCUCAGCCGUAUACAGUGAAGAGCGAUGUAUGGGCAUUGGGGUGUAUACUGUAUGAGUUAUGUACUUUUCGUAGUGCUUUUGCUGCUGACUCUUUUAUUUCUCUUGUAUGGACCAUUGCCUUUGCCCCCAUAGAGCCCAUCAGCACUGUAUAUACACCCCAUCUACACCGUCUCCUCGCAGCCAUGCUACAGAAAGACCCCACACGCAGACCCACACCAACACACCUACUCAGGGAUCCCUUUCUACAAGCAUUCGUACACAGACACACACAACCACCACCACUGCCCAUCAUACACCAACAACAACAUAUGCAUGUGCUGCAGCAGCAGCAACUGCAGCAGCAACAGCAGCAGCAGCAGCAGAUAAGGUCACCUCAACAGAACAUGCAGCAAAUACACCACAGACAGCAGCAAGGAGACAGUCCGUAUGAACAGCAGCCUGAAGACUUCUUCGCUGCCCAGCAGCAGCAGCAGCAGCAGCAGCAGCAGGAGCAGCAGCAGCAGGAGUGUGAGUCUAAAGAUAGGGGAUUUCGGUAUAAGUAA
Eimeria mitis is the source of this 1188-nucleotide messenger RNA. RefSeq names its product Serine/threonine-protein kinase Nek8, related. Gene Ontology annotation, biological process: protein phosphorylation. Bases 1 to 1188 code for a protein of 395 amino acids. Gene Ontology annotation, molecular function: protein kinase activity; ATP binding. The transcript is spliced from 2 exons. NCBI's taxonomy places the organism in Eukaryota, Apicomplexa, Conoidasida, Eucoccidiorida, Eimeriidae. The record is from RefSeq and is a predicted model, not a curated record.